Messenger RNA from Lethenteron reissneri (Far Eastern brook lamprey), 7168 nucleotides. RefSeq names its product solute carrier family 16 member 9 (gene SLC16A9). The record is from RefSeq and is a predicted model, not a curated record. Gene Ontology annotation, biological process: creatine transmembrane transport. Gene Ontology annotation, molecular function: transmembrane transporter activity. NCBI's taxonomy places the organism in Eukaryota, Metazoa, Chordata, Hyperoartia, Petromyzontiformes, Petromyzontidae.
UCAUUCAUGGGGCGGGACGAUUGUGGGCUGGUACCAGCGGUGGUGCGAUGGGAGGGGGAGUUGAGGGAGGAAGGGAGAGGGGGGCAGGACGAGAAGCAGCAAACACAAACCACUGGGGCAAGUUAAAACCUUGGCCGUCACGGCUGCUGGCUCACUCACACUGCUGCUGCUUGCUUGCUGCUGACUGCAGUCUUUCUAACGGUGCCGUUGUGUGUGUGUGUGGUGGUGGUGUGUGUGGGUGGUGGUGUGUGGUAGUGGUGUGUGGUGGUGGUGGUGGCGUCGGGGUCAAGCGAGCGGACCGCACCAAUUUCUUCCGGCUCUAGCGAACGUCGGACCGUGACUUUGUCUCUUCAUCUUCUCCGGCUUGCAGGGCUGCCUUGCCGUUGCAAACAUCUCCGAUGGUGUACGCGAUGAAUCUCUCCAGGUUGGCAGACUGGGCGCUCGGAUGCUGACCGGUGUGGUCGCUUCCUCGUGGUUACCGCUCUCCGGCAAGUCUGCUGAAAAUCCUCCGCUCUCCCGGCUUGGCACGGGUCCCGCGUGCCACCUCCGCUGGCCUCGUGCACGUGGCCUGGCUCACAAAAGUCCUGCAUAGCUGGCCCCUCUGCCAUGCGCAGAGCGACCCGGUCGUGACGGUGGAGAGCUCCGUCGACAUCCGCAAGGAAGAUCCUCAAGUUUCAGCAGGAUGGUCUUCAGGAAACACCUUCCUCUGUAUUCUGCCAAGAUGGCUCUAUGAUUAAAAGGUUCUCCAAUAGCUAUCUCUGACAAUUUCCACCUCUGCAUCUGAUCGUUGGGGAACAUCAGGCCUCUAGAAGAGAUCAGCAGUCCACCUGUCUUAUUGAUGUGGACAGUGGAGGCAGCACAAACUCACCGAAACGAUGAUGAGCAAGGCAACUUUCCCGAAGCCCCCUGACGGCGGGUGGGGCUGGGUCGUGGUUUGCAGUUGCUUCAUGGUCACCGCAUGCACGCGUGCCAUCACAAGGUGCACCGAGUGAGCCAGGGGAAGAGACGGGUACUUGUUACCAUGAUGGAGCAGCACGGCUUUGAGGCUCCUGGAUGAGCUGUCAAUGAAGAGGCGCCACUCAUUCUGGUUACAGGCAAUUCCGAUUGCCUCGAACAGACUGGUCACAUUGUGGCAGAAGCAGAGCCCAUCUUGACGGGUGAAGAAGCUGCAAAAAGAUGCAUACCAAUUUUCUUCGUGGAGUUUCAACAACACUUCUCAAAGGACACAUCUACAACUGCAUGGAUUAACUCAAUAAUGGACUGCACCACCAUGCUGUGUGCCCCCAUUGGAAGCCUGCUGAGCACUCGCUUUGGCUGCCGGGCCACGGUGAUGUUUGGUGGCCUGGUGUCAUCCUCUGGUUUCAUCAUUGCCUCCUUUUCCCCAACCAUCGAAUUCCUUUACCUGUUCCUGGGACUGAUGGCUGGCCUAGGCUUCGCGCUGUGCUACUCCCCCUCGAUUGCGAUUGUCAGUCGCUACUUCCAGAGGCAUCGGCUCUUGGCCACAGGGCUGGCCAUGUCCGGCAACGGAGUGGGCACCUUCGUGUUGGCACCUGUGGUCCAGCUGCUGAUCGAGGUGUACGCUUGGCGGGGAGCGCUGCUGCUGCUGGGGGCCUUUGUGGCGCAGCUGUGCGUGUGCGGAGCCCUGCUCAGGCCCCUGGCCUCGCCGGCCGCUCCCACCGCCAAGCCCGGCCUGCUCGGCAAGCAGCCGGCAGAGACAGCGACGCCUCUCGACCGCUACAAGCCGCGCAUGCUGUGCGAGGUGGCGAUGGCGGCGGCGCGGCGAGGGUGCCGCGGGGCCCUGGCGUGCAGGCCCGAGCUGCCCGUGCUGUGCCUGUCCGUGUCCCUGCUGGCCUACGGGUGCAUCACGCCGCUCGUCUACCUCGUGCCGUUUGCGCACAGCGUGGAGACGCCCGAGAGGCAGGCGGCCUUCCUGCUCUCCCUCCUCGGCGUGAUGGACAUCGUCGGCACCGUGACGUACAGCUGGCUCAUCGACCGCGAGUGCCUUCGGUCGCGGCGAGCGCACUGCUACUGCGUGGCGGUCGGCCUGUACGGCGCGUGCGCCCUCGCCCUCCCCGCCAUGCGCAGCUUCUCGCUGCUCGUCGCCUUCGCCGCCCUCUACGGCUACUUCAACGGCGCGUGCACCCCGCUCAUCCCCGUGCUCGUGGCCGACCUGGUGGAGCCGGCGAGCGCCAGCACAGCCAUCGGCCUAAUCUACGCCAUGCACGCGCUGCCCUACCUCCUCGGCCCACCCACCGCAGGCUGGCUGGUGGACUUGACGGCAGAUUAUAAUGCCGCAUUCUUCCUCAGCGGAGCCAUCAUCAUGCUCGGCUCAGCCACGUUUGCGCUGGCCACCUGCGCGACGUUGGCAUCGGUCACCUGCAACAAAGGGCACCUGAAAGCCCCUUCAGGACAUGGGGAUGUCUAGGGGCCCACCAGGUACACGAGUUGUAUAUAAGGAGUGUGCCUUCAGCCGUGAAACAUUUUGAACAGUUUAAGAUGUGCACCUCUUUCAAGAUGCCUGGUCAGUGUGGAGGAGGAGUGAGCCAAAAUACCUCUCUUGAGGGGCCUCGCUCCCACUAGUGGAGGCCCUUCCACCAGCAGUGGCAUGAACAAGCAAUCGCAGGGCUGCACCUUUGCCUUUUAAUAGGUGCACCCAAUUCCAGGGCACGACCUGUAUGUAUGUAUAUAUAAGAAUAGUUUUUACCCUUUCUUGCAACAAAACAGGUGCUAAGAUUUGAAAACAUCAAACUGAAACUUUUUGCAAGGAAUCAUGUCUGCAUUAACCACAUAUACUUGUGGUGAACAUGCAAACAAAAAACAUGCUGUGACAGUAUGUGCAUUGUCUUCUGAUUGGGCCACACCAGAGACAGCUUUCUUUAGAGCCUAGUUUCAGAAAGUGUUAGAGCAGAGGACGCCAAAAAGCGAACAGCACAAAGACAAUGCCACUAUCAGGGCAUUGAGAGCUCGGGUCGAACAGCUACAUCAAGGGACCUCCUUUGCCAGUAUCAAAAUAUAGAAAUAGGUUUUACCCUUUCUGGCAAUAAAACAGGUGUUAAGAUGUUAAAACACAAAACUGCAAUGAAUCAUGUCUGCUUUACCCACAUAUACUUGUGGUGAACAUGCAUGAUGUAGCUGUUUUAUUGCCAGAAAUGGUAAAACCGAUUCUUAUAUUUUGAUACUGGCAAGGGAGGUCCCAUGAUGUAUGUAUGUAUGUUGAACUUUUUUCGCACCGUACGUAGCCAAAUGCCAGAGGUCUGGAAAAUGGGGCAUUUAAAAAUGCUCAGUACAUUACGUUGAAGAUCAAUUUUCACACUAAUCUCAUAAAAGACACAAUCCUGAUGGAUUUUGUUAUAUCUGCUGAGUCCCCCUUGAAUCUUCACAUGGAACUUAACCAACACUGCAGGUGGAAUGUGGUGUGGGUCAUUCACAUUAGCAUCUACAUAUCAAUGUGUUGUAUACCACCAUUGUCUCCUACAUCAUCAUCAAGUUACAUGUUAUUGUUCCUCAUGUUUAUUUUACAGUGUCUCAAAGUGCACAAUUAUCAAACAUUUCUGGUUGUGGUUUGCUAUCAUGACUUUAACAGUAUUUUAUAUUGCGACUUUUACACUGGUUAUGUCUCAAAGGGCACACACACACCCACAAACCAGACGAUUGAGGGGCUGAGCUAUUGCCAGCAGUCCCUUUCUGAAACCUCACAUUACGGCGUACAUUGAAAUGUGUAAUUUUUAUUUGGAUCAAGGUUGAGAAAGAAAACACUGCGCGCUCUUGCGAGUGAUGUUACACGAGUAAUUUGCGUCCACUUUACCAGUUUUAUAAUGGCGUUAUACAAGUGCAAUCAAGCAACCAAGAACAUUUGGCAGUAUAUUAGUGGUGAUAUGGAUCUUCUAUGAUACAGUAUUUAAUUGUAUAGUAUUUGUGUUUGCUCUAAUCAUUUUUUUUAUUUAGAUCAUAUGCUGCCAUGAUGUAAUGGUUUUCACACUGGGCUUGCAGUCCAGAGAUCACCAAAAUUUGAUUCCCCGGCACGGCAGUUGAAGCAAUUGGCAAGUUUAUUAACCCAGCCCCACCUCUGUCCACUUAGUACAAUGGUCCAUCGGUUAACGAUGUUAAUGUGAAUUGGUUCCACGAAACCCAUCGUUAAUUGAAGUUAUCAUUAAUCGACUAUAGGAAAUACAUGAUAAAGGCUUAAUUUGUUCCAAGACGAUGGGAAGUUUAGCUUUUUCACCUUAAAAACAUAGUUUAUAACUUUUAAACAUGCAAUUUUAAUACAUAAACGUUAUAACAUAUGAAAUAAUUAAUAUUAAUAGAAACAUUGAAAAAUAAUGAAUAAAUAAAUAGAGCAUACAAAGGUGCAUAAAUAGAGCAUAAAAGAAAAAUUACUACCUUAGGAGUUGGGGUGGGAGAAAAUUAAUUUUUGGAAGGAGAGUCUCCUUCCAUUAGAGUCCUCUGGAGGUUCAGGGGUGGUGGAGGUUGAGGGAUCAUUAGCGAGCCAGUUGCUCUCAAAACGCUCAGAAAAGGGCGUUGCUUAUUGGCUGAGGUCUGCUGAGUCCACUUUGGAGCCCUCCGAUUGGCCGAAAUUGGCGGCCGCGUGGUAUCUUAAACUUGGUUAAUCGAAAAUGUAUCCUUAAUAGAAACAAUGGGACCCUAUGGGAGGCAGAUCGUUAAUCGAAGGCAUCGUAAACCGAGGGACCACUGUAGUUGGAAUCUGUACACCACAGUCUAUCGGCAGGUCGCAUGCCAUGGGGUAAAGUGUGGGUACUCCUCCCCCCUCUUUUGAGAUGUCUGGCCACCGUGGAAGAGCAGACAAAAUACCCUUGAAAGGGAUACUUGGCAUGACCGUGUAAUUGCAGGGCUGCUCCUUUGCUGUUUAUAGAUGAGUGUCAAAUUGUUCCACUGAUACUUGCAUUUCCAAGAAAAGUUUUCCUGAAGUCUACCUCGCUUUGAAAAAAAAACAUUGUAAAAUGUGUGUACUACAUUACUAUUGUAAAACGAAUUGGGUUACUAAUUUAUUGAUGUAUUAAGCAAUAGAUAUUUUUUUAUUAAAUUAAGAAAAUUCUAUUAAUUAAUAUUACGAAUUACAAUCUUAUAACAAAGUAAACUAAAUGUCUCGGCCUCGCUAUGUGUUGCAUUGUACCACUAUUCGAGCAGAUCAACUUCGUGUUAAUAACACAUACAGACUUUGCCAGGAUGAACGUCAAAUAUUCCUAUGCGUUUCAUGAAGAACGAAGUAAAACUAGUGAUGAACACUGCAGCAUCAUAACUUUCUGCUUAAAUAACAUCAAUCUCAAUAGGUAUUGGAUGGACCAAGCAUCCAAUACCUAUGCUUGUUAAUGCAGUUGAUCUCGUUUGCAUAUGCUGCAUGUUGCAUGCAAUGGAAGAUAGCUUUGUUCUGGAAAGCUCAUCUUGAGUGCUUUGCACCAUGCAGUGAUGCCACCCAUUGCAGUUAUCAGUGGCACCUCUGUGUGUAUGACGUAGGCAGUUUGCAAUAUUAAUUAGAUGCUCUAUAGCUUACAAGAGCAUUGCCCAGUUUGGGAAGUAUUCAAAAUGGUGCAGACUCAAUGGACUUCUUGGCAGCAUGCUUGUAAACAAGGUUGUCACUUGGGGACGAAUCUCAUUGUCUAACUCGGGUUCUACGAGCCCAAAGGACUCCUUGGUGGUACAUGGGCCACCGCCAAGUCGUAACAGGAAUGCGGGAUCCGAGAGCAACAUGGUGUGCUUCAGCAGAGAUGUAGGGAUGGACCUAGUCCCGAGAUUUGCUGGAUUCUAAUUAGUUGGAAUGUAAUUCCAUUGCUCUGGAUGCGUCGACUUCCUGAUGCGUUCCACCCUGUUGCUGAUGUAGAUGUAGAAUCUUCUGGUUUGGUUGUGUAUGUAUCCUAGUACGACCUUGAUAUCCAUAUAGAACUUGACAGCGUCUGGUUUAAUAUUCAAUUCGUCCAAAAUUAAUUCCGCCAAUUCUGUAGCUAGAACGGAUCCACACAGCUCAAGACCACAUAUCUGCAGUGGGUCAAAACACUCAAUAAUUUUCACAAAAACGUAUUUUUUUUCGUGAUUUUUAUUUUGGCGUUGCUUAGGAAACGUUAAUGCACUUAGAUAAAAAAAAACGGUGGGGAGUAACUUUUUUGAUCGUUUUCAAAUAGAUGGCUUUCAUCGAUCACAUCUCCUCAUUAAGGUGUAGUCUUGUCAUAUAUAUAAAUUAUUUUUUAAGAAAUCAAUUGUGUAUGCCCAUGAAGUGAGUGUCCAACAGCAAGUGACAGACGACUGCUCAGCAAGGGUGGCAGUACGGUAUGAAAUUGGUUCUUAAAUACGGUACGAUAUUACGGUACAAUAUCCUUUCAUCAGGUACAGGUACGAAAGUAGAGUAUUUUUUUACGUACCUUUUCGUACCCUAUUCGUAAUCGAUCUAUUAACUCAGGUAAUCGAUCUAUUAAAUAAAAGCUAAGCAUCUGAAUUUAUUAUAGUCAUUUUACUCUCUUUUCUUUAAAGGCGACUACAAGAAUGUAACACAUUAGUUAUCAAAAAACUAAAAUGGCAGGCAAGAUGAUUUUCUCAAACCACAUACCAUUGAUAACGGAUGAGAAUUUAAAGAUUUUUUUCAACAUUUCGAAAUUAUGCGAUUUCAAUAUUUUUUGUGAAUUCGAGAAAAAAAUCAAACAUGUGUAAUAAAAGGACUCGAACACUUCUUUCUGUCUUCGUGUCUUUAUUCAGGUUCACGUCUUUACCCACACGGCACUCUGUUAUAACUCCUGUAUUUGUAGCCCCCGGCUAUUCACUGCUAUUAUAGCUUCCUCACCCCUCUGACUCUCUGCUUCAUCUACUGUAACCUCCUCCCUGCAGACUUGCUGCUACCCCUAUGUGCAGACCCUCUGGCUGUCACUGUAUGCAGACCCGCUGCCCACUCUCUCUGUGCAGCCCCGCUGCUGACUGCAGCCUCCUCGCUGCUUCGGGUCGGUCACCGCUGGCCAACGGUGCCGAUCCUCGCUCCCCCCGUGUUCGUGGCGAUCUCGCCACACCCCUCUUCGCCCUUCGUGGCCUUCCUCUGUUCCUGUUUCCCCGUCACUCCCCCUGCUCUUCCGGUUCCCCUCCUUCUAUACUCAACCCCUCUCCCCCCACGUGACCUAACUCCUCCCCCCCUGACGGCACCUCAGAAGGGCCGUUUACAACCGCAUUACAU